GAGAGAGAGAGAGAGAGAGAGAGUUUUACGUCAGCAUGACGUUGUGGGUGAAUCUGGUGGUUGUGGCGGCUGUGUGUUUGCUCGGAGGACCAGUGUUAGUCUACACAGACGAUGACGACUCGCACGAAGUUCGGCAGAACUCCCAGCCCCCUGCUGAUGUUGUAAACCCCUGCCCUAUCCCGCCUGAGCUUGAGAACGGUGCCUCCACCCUCGACGGGACUCGGGGCAAUAUCUUCUAUCGCUGUAACCCUGGGUACGCAUUGUAUGGACCCAAUGGAAACACACUACGAUGCGUGGACGGACAGUGGGUUGGAUCUGUUCCAGUGUGCUCAGCUAAAGGUUGUCCAGAAAAAACGGUGGUGGAGUCUUCCAUCAUGCCUCGUCGAAACAGAGGUACCGUCUUCGAGGUCAACUGCUGGGCCGGAUUUGAGCUCGAGGGACCCGCGUUCAUUUACUGCGACGGAGCCCGCUGGAGGAAUGAACCCCGGUGCGUCCUACAGAAAUCGGCACAUAACUCUGCUCCUAGUUGCUCGGAGCCUGCAAGAAUCCCUAAUGCAAGAAUGACGAUAACGCAAGGUGGACGAGGUGUUUCAUAUUCAUGUGACUCUGGUUUCUUCCAAAAACUUGGGGACAAGACUUUACAAUGCAACUCUGAUGGCCAAUGGACAGGCAUAGCAGCUGUGUGCGCUCGUGCUGGCUGCGGAGUGCCCAGUGUAAACGCCGUCACUAAUGGUGUGAUUGCCGUUAAACAGUGGAUGGUGUUGAAGAUGACGUGUAAUCCUGGGUACGACUUGGUAGGUUCUCCAGCUCUGUUUUGCGAUGGCCAGAGAUGGAACGGGAGUCUGCCGACUUGCCAGCCACAGCGGCAACCAAACGGCGAUGGCUAUCCCUCCAGGGUUGAAGAUGGUACUCGCUGCGGAGGCAUUCCAUCCGUUCCAAACGCUAGACCAGACUACGGAGAAGAGCGUGAUGAUCGUGGGCAUUUAUUCUACACUGUGAAAUACAUCUGUAACUCUGGGUACACCAUACAACCCGCCAACUACGCCGUGUACUGCUCAGCAGGAAACGUCGUCGGGAUCCUUCCUCAUUGUUACGCUCAGUGUGGAUAUGGAAAAGGAGGUUGCCAACACUUGUGUACAAACACCGACCAGGGUGCUGUUUGCUCGUGCAGAGAUGGCUACAAGUUGGCAGAUAAUGGGAAAAGAUGCACAGAUAUUGAUGAAUGUGCCAGCAAUAGAGGGCGUGGUGCAUGUGCGCAUCGGUGCGUCAAUCACGAUGGGGGAUUUCGAUGCUACUGUGACCAUGGACAUACAUUAGCGACUGAUGGAACUUCUUGCACAGAAAUUCCGAAAUCUUGUAGCUGUGGGACACACGGCCAUUGCGUCGAAGCACGCGGUAAAACUCCAGCGUUCUGCCGGUGUAAUGACGGUUACCGACAAAGCCCCGAUCGUCUCAGUUGUGACAGAGUUCCCCAGACUCAAUGUAGCUGUGGCACUGGAUCUGAAUCAUGUUGGGAAGGAAAUGGAGAGAGAAUCUGUACCUGCAGGACAGGCUAUCGGCAAAGUGGUCGUAUAUGUGUUGAUAUUGACGAGUGUCAAGAAAACGGCGGUCUAGGGGACUGCCAGAAGGGUUGUAUGAACACCGCAGGUUCCUACAGGUGCUACUGCCCGGGAGAAUGGCAGUAUCCGUCCGAAGACUUAAGGACUUGUCGAGAACGUCCAUGUUCCUGUGGUGUUAGAUCAACUGGCUGUUCUCAGCCCAACGGGAGGAAGAUCUGUACAUGCGCUGAAGGAUAUAGACGCAGUCAAACAGGAGACAGUUGUGUCGACCAUAAUGAAUGUCAGGCGUCAACACCUUGUGCCGGAUCAUGCGUUAACACUGUAGGCUCCUAUCGAUGUAGCUGUCCACAGUCGGGGUACCGACUCGCACAGGAUGGAUACAGUUGUGAAGAUGUCAACGAAUGCCAGAAUGACAGGUUAAAUCAAUGCAAAGGCGUGUGCCUGAAUACACAAGGUAGCUACCGCUGUGAGUGCCCAGCAGGACACCUCCUAAUGCCUGAUGGGAUUUCAUGUGAUGCAUGCCGGACCAAUUCCUACUAUAGCAGCACGUUGAACGAGUGUGUUGAAUGCCCGCAAUAUUCCCGCACAAUCGGCAACGCCAAGGCGACCAUUGACGACUGUCACUGCAAACCUGGAUACAAUGAGCACCCUGGCGAGGAUAUACUGUGCAAAGAUAUUGAUGAAUGUAAUGGCAACAAUGGAGGCUGCGAACAUGACUGCAUUAACACGCCAGGAGACUUCUAUUGCGCAUGCCCAAAAGGAUUCAAACUGAUCGACAAUGGGAAGGAUUGUGUUGAUCAUGAUGAGUGCGCUCAAAGGAAAGGCGGCUGUCAACACAACUGUGUCAACUCUGAAGGAAGUUUCCAAUGUACAUGCAAUGAAGGAUACAUGGUGGACCCAAACGAUUCCUAUCUGUGCGCAGAUGUGGAUGAGUGCAGCCAGUCCACCCAUGGCUGCGAACAAGAAUGCGUGAACUACCCCGGUAGUUACCACUGUGCCUGUAAUAGCAGCUCAAUACUCGCAGAGGACGGCAAAAAGUGUAAUCCCAUCACAUGUAACCCGUUGCUCUUGCCUGACAAAAUGAAAGUGUAUCCAAUCAAAUUGUGCCAAGGAAAUCAUGCGACAAAGAAAAUUAUAGUUGGUACAACAUGUACCGUGGAUUGCAAGAGAGGAUAUGAGUUGAGAGGGCCUGCAAAUCGUACAUGUCUUAACACUCGACAGUGGUCAGCACAGCCAGCAUCUUGCAUACCCAUACGAUGCCCCGCCCUCCAGAACCCAAAGAACGGCCUGGUCCACCCUUCCUCGUGUCUCCAAAAUGACAGUAGUGCGUUCCAGGGGUCGUGUGUCUUCUCAUGCGACGAGGGGUACGCCUUGGUGGGGACGAGCCUGACCAGCUGUGAGAAAACAGGGACGUGGUCACUGGAGACACCCACCUGCAAGCAGGUUUCUGAAAUAACUUGCCCACAAGACGUCACCAAGAUUUUAGAACCAGGCCAGGCACAAGCAGUCAUAGAUCUAGUGGAGCCAGUUCACUCCCUGAACAGGAUUGAAUCUAGCGUACCUACACAAGGACACGCCUUCGAUGUAGGGACAACCGAAGUGGUCUACACAGCAUUUAGUAAUACAUCAGACUCGUCAGCAACGUGCUCGUUCAAUGUCGUCGUUAAAGACGAAGAACGGCCAGUGUUCCAAUUGUGUCCCAAUUCAUUCACCGUCAAGACCGCCGAGCAGUACCCGACGGUAAUCUGGGAUGAACCGGUGGUCACCGACAACGUUGGCGUGGUCAGAAACACCACUCGGAUUUCUCCAGAUCGGCGCUUCACUUGGGGAACGUACACUGUACUGAUAGACGCCAGUGAUGGAUCAGGCAACACUGUUACGUGUCAAUUCUCCAUAUCAAUCCAAACCAAGGAGUGCGGCACACCUGUUGCCCCGGCCAAUGGAGCAAUCAGCUGCUCUGAUUGGAUGUUCGGCAAGAUCUGUGAGCCCUCUUGUGACGAAUCGCAUUACUUCUUCGAGGGGCUUCCUUCAAGCGUGUUCCUGUGUGGGUUCGAUGGGGUCUGGUCCCCAUCUUCUAUAGCACCAGACUGUAGUCCUUAUGAAGAGCAUAACUCAGAGUUGCCAUGCCCAACCGGGACAGUACAGACAUCGUUCCCAGCUAUUGAAGGGGAAAUAUGCAUUUCUUGCCCACGCGGGAUGUUCUACGGGGAAGUCAACUCGACCAUUGCCUGCCUGCCGUGCCCUGUGGGCACCUACCAAGACGAGUUCGGCCAGGAAUCGUGUAAACAAUGUGAGCGUGGUCAAACCACGGAGGGCAAGUCGUCCAAGGCAAGCACUGACUGCCAAGCAAGUGAAGUUAUGCCAACCACAGAGGAGGCACCGACCACAGAGGAGGCACCGACCACAGAGGAGGCACAGACCCCAGAGGAGGCACCGACCCCAGAGGAGGCACCGACCCCAGAGGAGGCACCGGCCACAAUGGAACAAAAGUAGCUGAAUAUACUAACUAAGCAUGCUGUGGUCGUAGGUAUCAAUCACAACGCAGCACAAUUGCAACAUUAUCAAUGUCCUCAUUAUAUAUUUGAAAUGAUGGAUAACCAGUCAGAUGUUUGGUAAAUUUAAAUUGUGUUACACCCACAAGUUUUGUACCCUCGGUAUCGCUUGGAGUUUGCCGAAGGUGUUUCGGGCAGUGACUGCUGAUUGUAACCCUACACUUUGUAAACCCCAUCACAAUGUGUUACCAAUAAUUGUAUUGGUCUCAUUAGUCCAAAUUUUUAAGAACUUGUGUGGAAGUUAAAUAAUGAUCAGCGCUUUUUGAGACGCCUUUUAGUAAAAGUGCUAUAAUACAUUAGUUGUUUUGAUUAUCUUAUGACACUAUAAAAUUAAUGGUCGACAAUUAUAGUUUUUUUAGUGUUUCAACUGUUGGUUGUAGAAUCCAUCACAUAGAGAACUUUAGAAAGAAAUGUGAAGUUUUUAAAGCGUCAUAUUAAUGACGGACUUUUUGGUUGGUCUUAUUUCGUCCAUUAAGCAGAUUCAAUAAAGUGACUUGAGCGACCCGAAAGAAGGAUGUUUUCGAUGAAAAACCCUUUUCAGUGAGGAAGUCAAAUUUGAAACGAAACAAAAAGUAUGUUCGCCAAACGAAAAAAAAAA
Messenger RNA from Asterias rubens (European starfish), 4709 nucleotides. Its product is annotated as sushi, von Willebrand factor type A, EGF and pentraxin domain-containing protein 1-like. The transcript has 26 exons. Bases 36 to 4052 code for a protein of 1338 amino acids. NCBI's taxonomy places the organism in Eukaryota, Metazoa, Echinodermata, Asteroidea, Forcipulatida, Asteriidae. The record is from RefSeq and is a predicted model, not a curated record. Gene Ontology annotation, molecular function: calcium ion binding.